Annulohypoxylon truncatum is the source of this 1398-nucleotide messenger RNA. RefSeq names its product urease accessory protein UreG. Bases 426 to 1244 code for a protein of 272 amino acids. The transcript has 2 exons. NCBI's taxonomy places the organism in Eukaryota, Fungi, Ascomycota, Sordariomycetes, Xylariales, Hypoxylaceae. Gene Ontology annotation, molecular function: nickel cation binding; GTPase activity. The record is from RefSeq and is a predicted model, not a curated record.
AACGAUACUCACUUUAACAUGGAAUAUUUACUCAAAUACUCUAUCAUGGUAGAGUUCAGGCCACAUAUCUAACUGAGACAAUAGCUUCUAUAGCAAUUCAUCUCAAAUAGAGAAACCAUCAUGAUACCGACUCGAAGUACCUAUUCUUUCCCUAGAUCUCAGCAGUGGGGUUAAGAUCUUACUCCAAUUCUCCACAACGGAGACGAUCAACUGCCCCUCACCACCGAUAAGAUAUCGCAUUGUAAGGGGAAGAGAAGCUAGUAACGGCUCUUGGGUGAGCAAGUAUUCGUUCUAGCCUUGUCUUGGGGGUCAUGUGAGAAAGUGCAAAGUGAAGAAAGCCUCCCGUAGGAUACCUAAACCAACCUGUAAUUAGUAAACCAAAAAGCAAUUCCCUGUAACAAUCCAAUUCUGCGUCACACCCCGCAAUGGCAACUCAUUCACACGACGGUGGCUUGACGAGCCAUACUCAUUCUCACGAAUUUUCAGCCGCCGAGCAUGGCCACUCCCACGAGAUCCUCGACGGGCCCGGGAGCUUCCUGGGGCGUGAGAUGCCCAUCGUGGAAGGCCGUAAUUGGAACGAGAGAGCUUUUACCAUUGGUAUAGGAGGCCCCGUCGGCUCCGGCAAAACCGCCCUGAUGCUCUCCCUCUGCCUCGCCCUACGAGAGCAAUACUCCCUCGCCGCCGUAACCAACGACAUCUUCACGCGCGAAGACGCCGAAUUCCUCACCAAGCACCACGCCCUCCCCGCGCCCCGGAUCCGCGCCAUCGAAACAGGCGGGUGCCCGCACGCCGCCGUGCGCGAAGACGUCUCCGCGAACCUCGCCGCGCUCGAGGACCUGCACGUAGCCUUUGGCACGGACCUCCUCCUCAUCGAGUCCGGCGGCGACAACCUAGCGGCGAACUACAGCCGCGAGCUCGCCGACUUCAUCGUCUACGUGAUCGACGUCAGCGGCGGCGACAAGGUGCCGCGUAAGGGCGGGCCGGGGAUAACCCAGAGCGAUCUGCUGGUCGUGAAUAAGACGGAUCUGGCCGAGGCCGUGGGCGCCGACCUGGGCGUCAUGGAGCGCGACGCGCGCAAGAUGCGCGAGGGCGGGCCGACGGUGUUCGCGCAGGUGAAGAAGGGUGUUGGUGUUGAUCAUAUCGUGAAUUUGAUCAUCAGCGCUUGGAAGGCGAGCGGGGCUGAGGAGGUGUGCAAAGCGAGAGGGGGGCCGAAGCCUACGGCUGGCUUGGAGACGUUGGGGUGAGGCGGUGGAUUAAGUCUAAGUCAAGUCCAAGUCGUUCUUACGGGUUACCUAUGAGAGGCCACGGGCUUGCUUGUUACAAUAAUAUGAUACCAUGAAAUCAAAUCUUCACUUAUAGAAAAAUGUUGCGGAAUAAGGACGGAAUCAAAAACAUUAU